Molecule: messenger RNA, 1980 nt
Organism: Osmia bicornis bicornis
Lineage: Eukaryota; Metazoa; Arthropoda; Insecta; Hymenoptera; Megachilidae
Product: IQ and ubiquitin-like domain-containing protein
Exons: 6
Coding region: 298-1980 (560 amino acids)
Biological process (GO): cilium assembly
Cellular component (GO): motile cilium; acrosomal vesicle
Source: RefSeq, a predicted model, not a curated record
CGACGUUGGGUCGGAGCACAGUUGCUUCCAGUUCUUCAUACGCUUCAUCGAGGUCUAUAUACUGUGAGUCGGGCUUGCUUCAAACACGUAAAUUUUUACACAUUUACUGUCUCAUUUCGUUGAAUGGACUACACAUACACACAGCAGACAUAUUCAUAAAAACAAAUGAAAUUAAUAGCAGAUUUUGUACUCGAAAUUGAACUCGAUGUACAACCUAUUAUUUUCUAAAAUUGAAUAAAACGAUUUGUUGCUGUGCCAUAUAAAUUAUUUUCAAUCAUAUAUAUAUAUCAUCUCAAGAUGGUUUGCUGUUCAGCGUGGAAGAUAGAAGAUCGAAGAAUAAAGAAACCCUAUUUGGGAGGAUGGAGGCACAAGAUUACUAAAUUAGAAUAUUUAAAUGCUGCAUCUCAAACAGGACCUUUAAGAAUGCCGAAAAGAAAAACGUGCAGCAGAAUGGUGCAAUAUAUUGCAACACUAGAAACGACCACGCAAACACCAUGCCAUCAUCCAACACAGAUGUGGCGACCAGAUUGUUUUAUAUCAAACGGUUCCGAUAAAUGUUUAACGUCGAAACCUUAUGAAACGUACGAAGAAAUGAUGAAGCGAUUAGAUUACGAUGGAAAAGCUAGAAUUAUUCAAAGAAACUAUAGAAUAUAUGUAUUAUUGAAGAACAUUAAAAAAUUUGCGAAACAGUAUCGGGAGUUGGUCGACGAUUGCAAGAUGUACGAGUUAGAAAAAUCCCUAAUUUACAGAAAAAGACAUCAGCAAGAAAUUUUUGGACGAAUCAAUCCAAAAUCUCGACAAGAUUUCGACAUGUUGUACGAGCUGGUCGAGAAAUGGAGAUUGAAUCGUCUCGACUGCACGAAGCAGCGUUUCUUCAAGGCUGCAAGAUGCGCAGAAAAUUAUGUAAUCCUGGAUAAAACCGUGGAAAUGUUCAAGGUGAUCGACCAGAAGAGACAAGAAGUGAAGAAAGAGUAUAGGAACAGGAAACGUGUGAAAUUCAUCACGUUUAAUUGCAAAUCUAUCACCUGGCAUGGUUACAAGGGGAAACUGGUAAAGGUAGAUACGAUGAGGAAUCAGAAAGCACGAGAAUUCAAAACGAUCUACGAUUCAUUGAUGAAAUACAACGUCACUCGAGGAGAACGUAUGGAGAUACUGACGAUACUGAAGAAAUCAUUAGAAGUGCAUAAUUGUGUGGCUGCGUUAAAUUUAAUUAAACUUUUAGAUCAAGAAUUGGCUUAUCUAUCAAGAGGGAUGAAAAACAUGUCACUGGAGUAUUUUAGGAAAAGAAUAAUCUAUGAUUACUUGUACUUUGUACGAUCGUCGCAUUCCUGUUGCUGCGUCAAUGAUGACGAAAAUUUCUGCAAAAAUGUGGACGAUGAGAAACUACGAGAACCCAUAGAAACAAACACGAAAUUAUGCCCUAGUUGCUUGAAACUGCUACCCAGUCAAAAAUUCACGGUCCAUGGAAGGAUGAAAAAGUUAUCUUCAUGUAUAGAGUGUACCUGGUUGCGAGAACGAAACACUGCACACGUGAGUUACGCACCUUACGAGUUUCUUUUGGAUUGCGUACGUUCUGAUGAGAAAAGCAGAUGUGCUUCGUCAGCUAUUUCAUUCGUGAUGCAAAAACACGAUAUGUAUCAUCUGGUGAACAACAUCUGGCAUGGUCAUUCGAUUAUGAGUGAGAACAAGGAUCUUUUCGUUCUGAGAAUGGUUCGAUAUAACGUGGAAGAAGAAUGGUCACCAUGGAACUGUAUCCUUUUAACCCAGGAAGAGGCUGAGGUUCAUUGCAGAAUCAAGGAUCUUCCUUCCAUGUACUCGAAGCAUCUUAUUAAGCGGGUUUUAUUAAACCAUCAGUUGGCGAAGAAUCAAUUCAAGGACUUGAAACGGUUCGAAGAAGAAUACAGAGAAACGUUCCAUAAGAUUGAAAACAAACUGGUUUAUAAACCUGCGAUCAAAGUGAAUGAUUAUUUAUUUUCUUGA